AAUGAGAAAACCGGAGCUUUUGUGGUGAAGAAUGGACGUGGAGGAAUCAAUUGGUACCGAUACCAAAGGGAAAUCCUUACUGCAAAGCUCUUGCCCUUUGCAAAGGAAUGCCUGAAGGAUCGUCCAAAUACUAUUGUUCAGGAGGACAAUACACCAGCCCACAAAUCUCAUUACCAAUAAGGGAUUUACAACCUUUGGAGGAUCAUGAAAAUGCUCUGGCCAAGUAACUCACCUGAUCUCAAUGCUAUUGAGCCUAUGUGGUUUUAUAUAAAGAAAGAAACUACAAAGCGGGGACCUACGAGCAAUAGAAAGAAGCUAAGGGUGAGGUGGGAGAAAUGCUGGGAGGAUCUCCCUCAAAGAAAAAUUCAAGAGUGGAUUGAGGCAAUUCCUCAUCACGUGAAAGAGGUAAUUAGAUUGGAGGGAGGGAACGAGUAUAAGGAAGGGCGAAAGAAG
Hyaloscypha bicolor E is the source of this 453-nucleotide messenger RNA. RefSeq lists its product as uncharacterized. The annotation marks the transcript as partial. NCBI's taxonomy places the organism in Eukaryota, Fungi, Ascomycota, Leotiomycetes, Helotiales, Hyaloscyphaceae. The record is from RefSeq and is a predicted model, not a curated record. Gene Ontology annotation, molecular function: nucleic acid binding. The transcript has a single exon.